Molecule: messenger RNA, 1009 nt
Organism: Castor canadensis (American beaver)
Lineage: Eukaryota; Metazoa; Chordata; Mammalia; Rodentia; Castoridae
Gene: Bacc1
Product: BPTF associated chromatin complex component 1
Cellular component (GO): MLL1 complex; NURF complex
Source: RefSeq, a predicted model, not a curated record
ACGGAAGUGGAGUGAAGCCGGCCGGAAAUGAGUCCGCGUCUUUUUCCCGAGGGCCGCGGCGCCCAAAGCUACAGUGGCUGAUGGGGCGGGGAGCGGCCGGCUUGGGGCCAAUCAGCUGCGGGGAGGGCGGGACUUCCUGCGCGGGGGCCGGAGUGGCUCGGUAGCCAAGCUCGCCGUGGUCUCACCUCGCGUGGUGGUGGCGGCGGCGGAGUGUCUCCGUUAGGAGGUGCGCGGGGCCAUGACGUCAGCGUCCACAAAGGUCGGAGAGAUCUUCUCCGCGGCGGGCGCCGCCUUCACGAAGCUCGGGGAGCUGACCAUGCAGCUACAUCCCGUGGCCGACUCUUCCCCCGCGGGUGCCAAGUGGACGGAAACGGAGAUAGAGAUGCUGAGGGCUGCUGUGAAGCGAUUUGGGGACGAUCUUAAUCACAUCAGCUGUGUCAUCAAGGAACGGACAGUAGCUCAGAUAAAGGCCACUGUGAAACGAAAGGUAUAUGAAGACUCUGGCAUCCCUCUUCCAGCUGAAUCACCCAAGAAAGGACCCAAGAAGGUGGCAUCUGGUGUUCUGUCACCUCCUCCAGCCGCCCCUCCACCCAGCAGUUCUAGUGUCCCUGAGGCCGGGGGUCCCCCACUAAAGAAACAGAAAACUGAUGUGACACUCAGUGCUUUGAAUGACUCCGACGCCAACAGUGACUUGGUGGAUAUUGAAGGGCUAGGAGAAACACCUCCAGCCAAGAAACUCAACUUCGACCAGGACAGCCUGACCCUAGAGUCUGGCCUUCUCACAAUCUCUGUUGAUGCUCCUCUACUCUCCUGCUGAGCCUCCUACUUCUGACCGUCUUGAUUGUUCACUCUGGACCUGUGGAUCGCCUGGGACUUGAGCAAGACCUACAUGAGAGGGUCAGAAGGCUGCUGGGGUGGUUCACCUGGCUGUUCCUAAUAACCAUCUGUCCCCACCCCCUGACCUCCACGGAAUGAACAUUUUUAUACAGAAAACAAUAAAGAUUUCACU